Messenger RNA from Drosophila mojavensis, 2745 nucleotides. It is a transcript of the gene Hk, whose product is annotated as voltage-gated potassium channel subunit beta-2. The transcript is spliced from 8 exons. The record is from RefSeq and is a predicted model, not a curated record. Lineage: Eukaryota; Metazoa; Arthropoda; Insecta; Diptera; Drosophilidae. Bases 719 to 2452 code for a protein of 577 amino acids. Gene Ontology annotation, biological process: regulation of potassium ion transmembrane transport; potassium ion transport. Gene Ontology annotation, molecular function: potassium channel regulator activity; voltage-gated potassium channel activity; transmembrane transporter binding. Gene Ontology annotation, cellular component: nucleus; cytoplasm; voltage-gated potassium channel complex.
UUCGCCUGUCGACUUCAUUGCGGUGUUACGUGUUCCGCGUGUCAGACGCAACGAAUGGCCACGGCGCGCGGCUAAAGCGGCAUAAAAACAAAUAAACCAAACAACAACAAUAGCAAUAAUAGCAACAACAACAACAACAACACAAAGCAAAAACAAAAUAAACAAUUUAAAGAAUUGAAAAAGCGAACGACAACAAUAAAAUAUUUAUUUUAAAAUAUUGAACAUUUGUAGCAUAGAUAUAGUGAAUAUAGCAUAGCAAAAACUGAAACAUAUGUAUGUUUGUAUGUAUGUAUGCAACGUUUAUCAACUGUAGUGCUUAAAAAACUGAAAUAUACAUAUUUAACUAUAUAUGUACCUACAUAUGUAUAUAUGUAUAACAUAUAUGCCAGCCAAAGAAACGCACAUGCUUAUGAUAUCCAAAGCAACAAAUAUUUGACUGGACUUGCCUUAAAGUAGCAGCGACAGCUAAAAGCUGCUGUGAAACAUUCAAAUUGUGAUUAUUAGUCAAAUUUAAGCAAAUUAGUGUACAAAUCGAUUAAAUAAUUAAGACAACAACAACAAGAACAACAACAACAACAACAACAAAUCAAUCAACGAAAACUGCAGCCAAAACAAACCAAACCAAACCCAAAGAACCAGCUAACUAUCAAGCAUUACAAUAAUGGAAUCCAUUUAGUGUUAAACUAAACGUAAGAAAGCGCUAGAGGUAAAGCACAAGAUGUCCAUGGUAUGCAGUCUGAAUGGCGAUGGCGGCCAGCCGACGAGUAACAACAGCAAUACGAACACGAACUCAAACACGAACACAAACACGAACACGAACACGAAUACGAAUGCGAAUGCGAAUGCAGCAAACACAAAUUCAAAUACAAACGCAAUGACGUACGAUUAUGGGCAGCAGCAGAGCUCGGCCGAUGUGCCCAAUGCCAGCACGCCGCUGCUGCUGGGCCACGAAUCGGGCGGCGCGGCCAGCGGCGAUGUGGGCAAUAGCGGCACAGCCAUAACGGUACUGCAGCCGCCUGCGAUGAUUGGCACAGCGGGCUAUGCGAUGACGACGACUGCGGAAUCAGCUGCGCUGGCGGCAGCGGCAGCAGCGGCGUCAGCAUCGGCUGCGCUGCCAGCGACAACGGGCGAAACGAUGCUGAGCCUGAAUAGCGGUACUUUGAGUGUAUCAGGCGGCAUGGCGCUGCCCGGCACAUUGAAUUUCGUGAUGGGCGCCGUAAGCGCGCAGACAAGCAACAACGACAACAACAACAAUAUGGAUAAUGCGAGCGAUGACUCGAACCCGGUGACCAUUUACAGGUGCCGGGCUCCGAUAGCGUCGCUCGACUGCAUGGAGGAGUUCAGUGGCCGUUCAAUAAGCCUCGGCUCGAAUCCGGCGCUGCCGCUGCGGCACGGCUCGACGCCGACGCCGGGCUUGCGGUACAAGAAUCUGGGCAAGAGCGGCCUGCGCAUCUCGAACGUCGGCCUGGGCACUUGGCCGGUCUUCUCGCCGGGCGUCAGCGAUGAGCAGGCCGAGUCCAUACUGAAGCUGGCCAUCGACAGCGGCAUCAAUCUCUUUGACAUCUCGGAGGCGCACUCCGAAACGGAGAUCGGAAAGAUAUUGCAGCGUACCGGCUGGAAGCGCACCACCUAUGUGAUCACUACCAAAGUGUACUGGAGCACCAAAUCCGAGGAGCGAGGCCUCUCACGCAAACACAUCAUCGAGUGCGUGAGAGCCAGCUUGCAGCGCCUGCAGCUGAACUACAUCGAUAUUGUCAUCAUUCACAAGGCCGAUCCCAUGUGUCCAAUGGAAGUGGUGCGCGCCAUGAGCUAUGUCAUCCAGCAGGGCUGGGCCAUGUAUUGGGGCACGGCCAGGUGGUCGCAGGUGGAGAUAAUGGAGGCCUAUACCAACUGCCGGCAGUUUAACUGCAUCACACCGAUUGUCGAGCAAUCGGAAUACCACAUGUUCUGUCGCGAGAAGUGCGAGCUGUAUCUGCCCGAGAUGUAUAACAAAAUCGGCGUAGGCCUGAUGGCCUGGGGCCCCUUGUCGAUGGCACUGAGUGACACACAGAACGGGGACAAGCUCUUCCUGCCCAAGGGCUCGUUCAAGACGAAGAGCUUCUCGUGGACGGAGGACGAGAUCAAUCGCAAUGCCGCAUUGUCGCCGCAGGGCAGCUGGGGCAAGGAUCGCAUCGAGGAGGGGCGCCGACACUGCGACCGGCUGCGCGACUUGGCCGCGCUGGCCGAGAAGCUCGGCUGCAGUCCCACCCAGCUGUCGAUCGCCUGGUCGCUGAAGCACGAGCCCGUUCAGUGCCUUCUGCUGGGCGCCACCUCGGCGGAGCAGUUGCAUCAGAGCUUGCAAUCGCUGCAGCUGUUGCCGCGUCUCUCGUCGAGCGUGAUGCUGGAAUUGGAGCGGAUACUGGAGAAUAAGCCGGUGCGACCGCCAAUGAUAUCGACACUGGCGCUUCGGUGACAAUCAGCCUGCCCGCAGGGUCCGCUCAGCCUGAGCGGCGGCGGGACCUGCGGCGCCGAUUCGCCCAAGCACGAGGAGGAGGCGUUCAUUGAGGAGGCAGAUGCCAAGGAGGCUGCCAAGCAGGGUUUCUGUGUUAUUCAGUGACGAAAGGAGUCCUUAGAUAAUGAUAAUAAAUUUUUGAAAGUGAUUAGCAGUAAAACUAGCCUAAGUAGCAAUACUAUGACAACAACAAUAAGCAAGCACGAGGUGCAGCAGCAGCAACAGCAGCAACAACAGCAGCAACAACAGCAGCA